Molecule: messenger RNA, 327 nt
Organism: Hirsutella rhossiliensis
Lineage: Eukaryota; Fungi; Ascomycota; Sordariomycetes; Hypocreales; Ophiocordycipitaceae
Exons: 2
Coding region: 1-327 (108 amino acids)
Source: RefSeq, a predicted model, not a curated record
AUGUCCCUGAACCGACUCCCCGCAGAGAUUCUGCUUUAUAUCUUCCGCUUGCUGGGUUCAGCCUUCUUCCGCCAGGAUCUUCAUCGCCUCCUCAUCUCUAAGUGGUGGUAUCAACUUGCUUGGCUAGUGUUCCUCCAAGAUCUCGACUUCUCCGCAGAAUCGCUUCAGAACUUUAUUAUCGCAUCCAAGAGGGAGGGCAUGAUUGGUUCGAUAGAGAACCAUGUCGUGACAGUCAGCCUUGGCCUUGAUGGCUUCGAGGACUGGCAUUCGGCACAAAAUGGCGCGGAACCAUCAGAGAUCGACUUCCACGUCGUCGAUACUCUAUAG